Molecule: messenger RNA, 2960 nt
Organism: Solanum dulcamara
Lineage: Eukaryota; Viridiplantae; Streptophyta; Magnoliopsida; Solanales; Solanaceae
Product: potassium channel AKT1-like
Exons: 12
Coding region: 108-2696 (862 amino acids)
Biological process (GO): potassium ion transport; transmembrane transport
Cellular component (GO): membrane
Molecular function (GO): protein binding; voltage-gated potassium channel activity
Source: RefSeq, a predicted model, not a curated record
GAAAAAGAUGAGGGUUAUAGUAAUCUAUAAGAAGGAGAAAAAGAAGAAGGUGUGCGAGCCCGGCGGCCAUUGUUGGUCGGGCAAAAUUCAUACUUCUGGCGUAUUCGAUGGAGAAGGAAAUGGAAAGAGCGUAUUCCAUGGAUGAUAAAAGCUCUCAUUAUAGUAUUACUAGUGCCAUUCUUCCUUCUCUUGGCGCACAUAGCAAUCGCAAAAUCAAACUCCGUCGCUACAUCAUCUCCCCCUCUAAUCCCCGUUACAGGGCUUGGGAUACAUUUUUGGUGCUACUUGUAUUCUACACAGCAUGGGCGUCACCUUUUCAGUUUGGAUUUCUAGACAAACCUCGAGGAGUUAUUGCCAUCUUAGAUAACAUAGCUAAUUCAUUUUUUGCCAUUGACAUUUUCCUCACAUUCUUUGUUGCCUAUCUUGAUAAAUCAACUUACAUUAUGAUUGAUGAUCCAAAGCGGAUCGCUUUGAGGUACACAAAAUCCGGGUUUGUGUUUGAUGUGAUAUCUACCAUCCCUUCCGAACUUAUUCGUAAAGCAUUGCCCUACUUUCUUCAAUCAUAUGGAUACUUUAGUAUACUUCGUCUCUGGCGUCUCAGAAGAGUCAGUGCCAUGUUUGCCAAAUUGGAGAAAAACAGGAAGAUCAGUUACUUUGGGGUUCGAGUACUGAAGCUUAUAUGUGUGACUCUUUUUGCUGUUCAUUGUGCUGGCUGCUUCUACUACUUUCUUGCUGCUCGGAAAGAAGACACAAGUAAAACAUGGCUUUCACUUGCCAUUGGAAAUUCUCAUGAUAGGAGCAUCGGAGAUCUCUAUGUAAUGUGUAUGUAUUGGUCCAUUACAACGCUUACAACAACUGGCUAUGGGGAUUUGCACGCUGUAGCUACAGAGGAAAUGAUAUUCACCAUGAUUUACAUGUUAUUCGACCUCGGGUUGACUGCAUAUCUUAUUGGAAACAUGACCAACUUGGUUGUCCAUGGAACCAGUAAGACUAGGAAAUUUAGGGAUACUAUUCAAGCUGCCUCAAGCUUUGCACAAAGGAAUAAGCUGCCGGUUCGCCUUGAAGAACAGAUGAUAGCUCACUUGCGUUUGAGGCACAGAACAGAUUCAGAAGGUCUUCAGCAGCAAGAAACUCUUGAAACACUACCCAAAGCUAUUCGAUCUGGCAUUUCACAUUAUCUAUUCUAUUCACUGGUGGAUAAGGCGUACUUAUUCCAUGGGGUAUCAAAUGACUUACUUUUUCAACUGGUUUCUGAGAUGAAGGCCGAGUAUUUCCCUCCAAAAGAGGAUGUCAUUUUGCAAAACGAAGCACCUACAGAUCUGUACAUUCUGGUAUCUGGAGCAGUGGAUCUUAUAUCACAUAAGAAUGGAAUGGAUCAGGUAGUUGGCGAGUUGAAGAUGGGGGAUGUUUGUGGAGAAGUUGGUGUCCUUUGCUGUAGGCCUCAACUUUUUAAUGUUCGAACCAAAAAAGUAUCCCAACUGCUACGCUUGGAUCGUAGUUCAUUUUUCAACCUCGUUAAAGCAAAUAUAGGAGACGGGACAAUAAUCAUGAACAAUCUCCUUCAGCAUUUGAAAGAGCGAAGGGACCCAAUGAUGACAGCAAUAUUAGCAGAUAUAGAACAUAUGCUGGCUCAGGGAAGAAUGGACAUGCCUAUUAGCUUAUGUUUCGCAGCAAACAGAGGAGAUGAUCUUUUGUUGCACCAAUUGCUAAAAAAGGGUAUGGAUCCUAAUGAAUCUGAUAGCAAUGGACGUACGGUGUUGCAUAUAGCCGCUUCAAAAGGAAGUGUUGAAUGUAUUCUUCUACUUCUCGACUUUGGAGCAAAUCCAAAUAGAAAAGAUUCUGAAGGAAAUGUCCCAUUGUGGGAUGCAAUGGUGAGGAAGCAUGAAGCUACGGUAAAAUUGCUUGUGGACAAUGGUGCAAUGAUAUCUUCAGGAGACGUAGGUCAGUUUGCUUGCUUUGCAGUGGAGCAAGGCAACUUAGACUUGCUUAAGGAGAUCAUCAAGUAUGGAGGUGAUGUCACCCUUCUUAACAGCCUAGGCACGACAGCAAUGCACACUGCUAUAUCUGAGGAGAAUGUGGAAAUAGUUAAAUACCUGAUGGAACAAGGAACUGACAUUGAUAAACCAGACGUUCACGGUUGGACACCUAGAGCAUUGGCUGAAUAUCAGGGCCACGAAGAGAUAAAGGAGCUUUUCAACUUGAUGCAACCAACUAGUAAAGAAACCAAUGUCUGUCCUCCUGAAGCUCCUGGUGCUCCCUACCUUACCAAGUAUCAAAGUGAUCCCACAAUUCAUCUCUUCACUCCUGAAGAAACAACAUCACUAUCUAGAGAAACUGGCUCCUCCAAUGGCAGAUUGAGGAGAAGGGCUAGUUUCUUUCAGAAUUCACUGAUAGGAUUUGUGUCUGCACGCCAGAGACACCAUGAAGGAGGAGGUGGCCCGGAUUAUUCUUCAACUAAAAUUGCCAAUUCAAGAAUUCCAAGCAGAAUAACCAUCGGUUGUCUAGAGAAAGCUUAUAUAGGUAGAAGGGUUGUUCUUUUGCCGGAUUCCAUUCAAGAGUUACUUGAUAUCGGUGCUGAGAAAUUUGGCAUCUCUCUCGCGAAAGUACUAACAGAAGAUGGUGCAUUGAUUGAGGACAUUGCAGUAAUAAGAGAUGGAGAUCAUCUAGUUCUUGCUACUACUUCAGAACAACCUUAAACACAGCUCAAUCGUACAUAUUACAGAAAUGACUCUGAUUUGACCUGUAAAUUUUGUGCUCGUCAUUUUGGAUAGUAGAUGAUAGAUCACUUACAAGGCAAUACAGAGAUAUUUUAGUCAUUGGAAAGUUGGAAGAAAAAGGACCAGAGGGUGUGGGGGGAGGAGAGAAUAUGUAUAAAAUUUUACUUUACAGAUAACAAAUUUCUCUUCAAUUAUUCAGAAUUCUUAUGCACGUAAUAUGCGUCAAUAAAUUUGAUUGAUUUC